This is a messenger RNA of Dermacentor andersoni, 13592 nucleotides long. Its product is annotated as sodium/potassium/calcium exchanger 4-like. Gene Ontology annotation, biological process: calcium ion transmembrane transport; intracellular calcium ion homeostasis. Gene Ontology annotation, cellular component: plasma membrane. Gene Ontology annotation, molecular function: calcium, potassium:sodium antiporter activity; calcium channel activity. NCBI's taxonomy places the organism in Eukaryota, Metazoa, Arthropoda, Arachnida, Ixodida, Ixodidae. The record is from RefSeq and is a predicted model, not a curated record.
CGUCGCAUAGUGAGGGGGCGGUCGGCUUGCGUGCGACGUUAUACUGUAGGUCAGUGCGGCGAAGCAGCGCUCUAAGUGCGCGCUGACAGCCGUCGCCGCCGACCUUUUUUUUUUUCCAACACAAACACGCAGGCGAGGAACAGAAGAGGUCGGACGCGCAGACAGCGCGUCGAGAGGAACGGGAAACUGCGUUACGAAGCCUCCGAGGGAGAGUGAAAAGACGUGCGGGCUCCGUGGAGCCCGGAGUUCGGCGAUGGUGGUGACGGUGGAGGAGGCGUUGGGCAUCUAGCGACGACCCCGUCUUCGACACAAGCGCGAAGAAAGUUUCUUUCUCGUUUGUUUGUUUCGUCUGCUUCGCGAUCGUCGGUGACCGAAGAGACCACAGCGGCGAGAAGCUCGACUGUCGGAAGCCCGCUGCUGCAGCGGCGGCGGCGGCUUUCGAAAGGGCGACGCAGCUGCUGCUGCUGCGGCAACAGCCAGCCAUGGAACGUCGCGCGGUCGGCGGCGCGGGCCCCGGGUGGAGCGAGGAGCUCGGUGCUCGCCGGUUCGUUGCGGGACGAGCGAGGCAACGCGCCGUGCGGAAGGCGGUCGCGCUGCUCGCCUUCCUCGCCGCCUGCUGCGCACUGUCCCGACUCAAGACGCUCACGCCUGAGACCAGCGGCUUUGCGACAGGCCGUCGUCUGCUCUCAACCGGGGCAGCGGCGGAAGCAGGCGACGUUCUGGUCCCACCUUCACAGGAACCGGACGUCGCGCUGGCGCCCAAGAGACACGUAAACCCGCUUUCCAAACGAGCCUCGCACGCCGAAAGCUCCAGCGCUAACGGAGAUAAAACACCAACGAGAGAAGGUGACGAACCGAAGCCCAAGCCAUCGGCUGGAGGCAAUGGGGGCAAAGGAAAGCCAAGAGACAAAGACGGAGACGAUGACGCAAGCAACGGCAAAGGAAAACAGACAAACUCGCAGCACCAUGGCGAAGGAACAGCGAGCAAGACGGGCGGACCGCAGGUAGAACCUGAAACGCCGGAAGGCACGGACAAAGGCGGCGAACAGGGACCGAAAAAGGAACAAGCCUCGGGAAAGCAGAGGACGCAGAAGGAGGGAGAUGAUGAGGGAGCAGACGAAGAAAAGGCGAAAGGCGAGUCCGAGGAGCCGGGCCAAGACAAGCCGAGAGCAGACGAAAAGCCGCCAGAAGGAUCGGGCAAGAAGACUGGAGCAAAGUCGCAGCAGGCUUCCAAGGGACAGCCGGCGAGCGCGGACAAAGAAAAGGACAAAGAGCCCGGGACCAAGCUGAAGCAAGACAAUGAACAGAAGCCAACAAAAGCUGACGGCAACAAGGAAAACGGGGACAAAGUAAAAUCCAAGGACGAAUCGCCGCAGACGGGCCAAGAGCCGAAAUCGAAGGUAGAUCAAGGAUCAAAGACGGAUACGCAUCGAGGGUCGAAGCCGAAAUCGGUGAAAGAAACGGACAGCGCGAAGCCGGUAUCAAAGACAAGCGACAAGUCCACGUCGGGAGAAGAAACAGAUUCAAAGUCCGGAGGGGAACCGCAGCCGAAAGAGGAGGACAAACCUAUCCAGGAAAACGAAAAACCCAGGGAAGGCGGCUCUGAAGGAGAGGAACCUAAACCUCCGGGAGAAGAAACCGGCCCCAGCCGCAACGCUUCCAAGAACGCUACAAAGGCGGCCGAAGGCGAGGAAGACAGGCGGAAGAACAAAACAAAAGGCGAAGAGGCGGAGGAAGUAUACUGCACUAGACCUGCGUACCACGAGUUCCCGCCGGACCUGUUCUCGCACGAUGCCCGUGCCAAGGGCGGCGUGGUCGUCCACAUCCUGGUCGUGCUCUACAUGUUCUACGCGCUGGCCGUGGUCUGCGACGACUACUUCAUCGCUUCCCUCGAAGAGUGCUGCGCCCGGCUGAACCUGUCGGAGGACGUGGCCGGGGCGACCUUCAUGGCAGCGGGCAGCUCGGCGCCCGAGCUCUUCACAGCCAUCCUCGGAGUCCUUAUUGCAAAGGGAGAUGUAGGCACUGGCACCAUCGUCGGCUCGGCUGUGUUCAACGUGCUCUUCGUCAUCGGGCUAUGCGGAAUCUGCGCCGGAAAGGAGGUUCCGGUGACCUGGUGGCCCCUGUUCCGGGACUCCGUCUUCUACGCGUUCACCGUGGUCAUCCUGAUCCUGGUGAUCUACGAUGGUAAGGUCACAUGGUACGACUCCCUCUUCAUGCUGCUCCUGUACGCCGUCUACAUCGACAUCAUGAAGUACAACAAGAGGAUCCACCUAUGGGUGGCCGCCGCAUUUGGCAUCCACGAGGAAGAACAGACUUCUCUCAGCCUUACAUCUGCAGGCUACGAUGGCAAAAACUACAGCUCCUACGUGCCAUUCAACAAUGAAAUUGACGACUUCGCCCAGCAAAAUGCUGCAAGAAACGCACGGCCCCUGGAUGAAGUGAUCAGAGAUAGCCGGAGAAGGCCCACUUUGUACGAAGCAGCACUACGAAUGCUCAUGACCCGAUACUUCCGCCCCAAAACCCGUUUCUGGGCGGCAGCAAAGAGGAUCACCCACGAGCACAAGCGCAUUUGCCGUGGGGAGAUCCAGCACUUACCUUCCCAGACCUCUCUCGACCCCAACGACAUGGUCCGACGUGGCAAGAGUUCCAGCGUCGAUGUUGCUCUGUCAACAGAGGCUGACUGGAAAAGAGUUCCCUCACUGAGGGAGGGCCCCUGGGCGCUGCUCAAGUGGGUGGUGCAGGCACCCCUGCUGGCAACACUGCACUACACGGUGCCGGAUUGCCGGACUGCGACCGGCAAGCGGCUCUUCAUGCUCAGCUUCACCAUGUCCAUCUUCUGGACGGCAGCCUUCUCCUACGUCAUGGUCUGGAUGGUGACCCUCAUUGGCUACACAAUGGGGAUCCCGGACACGAUAAUGGGCAUCACAUUCUUGGCAGCAGGUACGAGCAUACCUGACGCCUAUGCCAGCCUGCUGGUCUCCCGACAAGGUCAAGGAGACAUGGCCAUAGCAAACAGUAUUGGAAGCAACGUCUUCGACAUUCUAAUAGGUCUAGCACUGCCAUGGCUGAUUCAGACAGGGAUGGUCAAACCUGGGUCACUUGCUUACAUCAACAGCGGGGGCCUGGUGUGGUCAGUUGUCUUGCUAUUCCUUACCAUCAUCAUUACAGUCUACGCCAUCCACCGGAGCCACUGGCUGCUCACCAAGAAGCUGGGCGUGUUCCUCAUGGUGGUGUACGUCAUCUUCCUCGUCGUCUGCAGCGCGGUUGAGUUCAACCUGCUGGGAUACGUGAACCCACCAAUGUGCGUCGAGUGAGCUGCAAGCCACGGCCCCUUUGCAAAGUCUCCCUAGUCUGGGGAUAUUCUAGUCGGCCGAUGUUCAUCGCAGGGAACAAUUCCCAGUGCACACGCACACAUGCAUACUGCAAUGCUGGGUGAAUGCAGGGAAAUGAUCGACAAUGCUGGAAAAAGGGGAAAAGGAGCCCUCUAGACUUCUUUUGCGUCAUCGAUGUUGAGCUACAAGAUAGGGUUGACACCUUUGUUGAGGCUAAACAACGGCUUUUGGAAGUGGGUACAGCAGAGGGAUGCAAUACUUAAAUGCGCUGUUGUUGAACACACAUUUAAAGGGGCCCUGAAAUGCUUUUUAAACACAGUACGAAAACAUUGCUGAUCUGUACAGGAGGCUCCUGUGAACAUGUGAUCAGAAUGUUAUUGCACUGCACACAGCAGGAAAUUGACAAUCUCGUGUCCAAAACUGCGAAAUAUCGCUCGCUCUCACUUCCGCAGUGUCGUCAUGCAGCGUCAUCGCAAACAGCUGGACCCACCAAUAGCUGUUGGCUGAUGUCACGAUCGUGAGAACAUUCUUGAUAAUACAUAAUUGCCAACCGUGAGUUAAAUAAGUGAAAAAUAUAUAUGCCUGCAGUCUCAAAAAGACAAAAAUAAUUUCAUCUUUGCGCUACUAGUCUAUGCAUGACAGUUGCACGUAGCUGUGUGCUGCAUAGCGUAGUGUACUACAGCCACCAUGGGGUGCCGUGACAAGCCCUUUCACCGUAUUUCACUAUCAAGGCACUCAACUUUCAGGCUGGGCUUUGCACCCCCCCCGGCUUUUCCCCUGUGUAGCUUCCAGCGCGCUAGCGGGGACGAAAGAGAGAGAAAGCCACUUACUGGUGCGAUAACUCCACCUAUACUUCAUGGGUUUUAAAAAAAUUUGCAGCAUGAGGUUUGUGACAAAGCGUCCUUUAAUAGUCAUGCCAUUUUAGGAUUAGUUAUGAAAGUGCUUCAGGACCCCUUUAAAUAGCACAAGCAAAAGUAGUUAUAAAUUUUAUACAUUCAGAAAAUGCAGUGCUUUUGUACAAUUCAAUUUUUUUUAUUUAAGCACAAAUAAUAAAGAAGUAACAUUACAUUGGAAGCUAUAUGCCAUGUAGGCUAGCCAUAUGUACUGCAAUAUGUGGACAUCAGUAUGUAAACAAACCAUUUUUGCACUAUCAACACAGUGUGUUAAACCUCAAAAGCAUAAAUCAAUCAGACAAUAGUGCACUAUAACUUUUCCACCAGUGGUCAUCCCUGUUAUGUGAUAUCUCAGCUUUUUGUCCAGGGAGCUAGGUGCCAGUCACAACGUUGAACUGGUAACUAGCGACAUCUGAAAAAACAAACACUGCGUCGGUUGAAAACCAAACAGGUGGUAGCCAUAAUACAGUAUAAUCUCAAUUAUAUAAAUUUCUCAGGACCUCCUAAAAUAUUUGUAUCAUCCAAAACUCGUACGAUUCAUAACAAAUGAUAGCUAUAGCACGAAAGUGAGAAUAACACAGUCUCGUUCAAUUGCAGUGACUACUUUUGGUUGAAGACGUUUGAUGGUGUUGUGGACCAGUCUUUCAUUGAUGCUCUUGAGGAAACAUUUCCGGCAUGCGUAUAAGGUUGUAGUAUUACUCAUUCUUUCACCUUCGUUGCCAGCACUCAAUGUCGCAGUGAACGCUCUUCAAGUGCACGGGCAUUCGCCGGGAUGGUGAAAGACCAAUAUUUCGUACGCUGACUUAACAACUGUACACUGCAGCCGUACUUCCACAACCGAGAGAGACCUAUGGUGGCAUAAAAAUCUGUGUCGUCUACCACAGCCCAAACAAACGUUUCAGUCAUCCUGAAACGUGCCGCAUUGUAUUUAAUGCAUUCUGCUCGAAACUUUUUUGAAGUAUGAAUCGCCCAUAAGAUCGGAUCAAUCACAAUUGUAUCUUUGAGAUUCAGCUGUACAAGAUAGUCUGAACCAAGUCAUCGCCGAUGAGAUUACAUGCGAGGGCUGCAGUGUAAGUGCUAGCAGAUACCCUGCGUUAAGCUCUCAACUUGGUCACUGUCUUCACUGCAUGCUAAACAUUUAAGUGGGAACAUGAAAACUUGCCUUAAGUUCAGUGUGACUAGAAAUGCACAAAGCUAAAUUUCCUUAUGACUGUUGUUAACCAGAAAGACUACCAAGGACAUGUUCUUCAGUAGGUAGGAAAAUUAAUUGUGCAGCAGGUUUCGACAAGUAAUGGCUGAACACUUGCUUCGAGAGUAAAUGUCGGUAAAGGAGUCCAUAAAGCACUCCCUGUCACAUUAGACUGCACAGUACAACAUUUAGCCAUGCUGCCUAUAGUCUCUAAAGCUGCUAUCCAGCUCCCGUGAACACAGCACCAUGUUUUUAGAACUAUGAAUUCUAUUGCGAGCCUCAUCAAAGUCGUGCGCUUGAUUUCCAGUGAUUCAGGUUAGACCAAGGCUUUCAUAUGAAAUCGGUGCUCUUGUCGCCUGCUGCAGAAGCCAGUUCAAACAGGAUGGAAGGUUGUGUCUAUAAGUUGUAGAUAUAUUUAGCCUUGCAGAAUUCUUGGCAGUGCCCCCCAUUCUCUGGCGGUGCAGCUGUAAUGGAUGUAGCUUAAUUUGGAACUCCGUGGAAACAUGUGAAAGACUGUCACCACAUGGCUUUGUAUAUGGUUGUAACUAGUACGAGGUGACCACAGCUUUUUCACAGUGCUGGUUUGGGGCGAUAACUCGCGCGUGUCCGACAGAGAUGUAGAUUUUAAUCAUAGUGUCGGGUAAGGUGCGUACAAGAUGGCUUGCAGUAAAGUGCCACUAAGCAGAAAACACUAAAAUCGAGAGCGGAUAAAGGACGAUGCACAGACAUUGAAAAAGGCGUGGUUCACAUAUUUUUUACACUUCUGCUUUUUGCUGUAGCUUCACGUUGUGACAGUAGGGCGAUGUGGCAGUGAGCAUGGUGGAGAUAGCCGCUGCAGCACCAAUGCUAUUUAUAGACUGUUCGUACACAAGCUCUUUUAUGUGCAUCUGUUGUUCUGCGAAAUUGUGCAGGUAUUGACCGUCUAGCAUUGCGAAUUAUUUAGUGGGGAGGAUUGAGCCCAUUAUAUACAAGGCAAGGACUGCACAGCAAAGUUGUACCAGCAAGGUUUGCCGAGUCCUGAAACAAGAAAACGCACUCCCAUGUAUGCAGUCUUACGUCCGAUGACCAAAAUGCACGAAGUUGCUCAGUACGACCAUAAGAACUAGUGUCGGAAAAAUGGCUGCGCUCCAAUCAGAGAUGUGGCCUCUGUGGGAACAUCAAUUCAAUGCUUUGCUGUAAUACUCGAUUGAGAGAGCAGUAGAGGGGACCUCAGUUUGGGGAGACUUAUUCGCACGAAUCGCACAUGGUCCGUGUUAUAUGGUACAUGGUACAUGGUGAACUGUGGCUCCGUCCUACAGCAUAUGUGUCUAAAUGCCAUGUUCAGCACAAGAAAGUGAGUACAUGUGGCAAGCGCCUGAUUACCCCUUUAAGUGCCAAGGACGAGGCUUAUGUGUACAAAGGGUUUUCAGCAAGAAUUGCCCGGAGUUAAGGACUUCGAGCGAUGCAAGCUAUUGGGGUGUACCAAUGGUUUACAUAUGGCACCAUACGUAUGCCCACCAAGAGGGUUGGAGGGGUUGAGGGACAGAGGAGGCAAUGGCCGUCCCUGGCUUGCCGAGUUGGGGCCACUAGUCUGUCUCGUAACCUUUGGCAUCCUGUGCAUGCAAAAGAUGCCAAAGGACUGCCACACAUUUUGGUGAACCUAAAGAGUGGGGAAUAGCUCCACAAGGUUUGCUUCCCUUCACUUUUGAUCAAAUUAUCCACAAUGGCUGUUUGGAAGGUUUGGCAGCUCUGUGGCUAGCCGAUACGGAGCAAACAUGAGAGGGCCACGGGGGCACUUAUGGCAACGAGAAAGCCAGUGCUGCAGGGAGGUUUGGGCCCGAUAUUAAUGGGUACCUCCAGCUUUGCGCAUCCAUGCAUGGUGUAUCGUGCUUGCUUUUACAUUGACACAAAUUUUUCUGAAUUUAGUACUCGUGUCAGUCAUGCUAGGAUAGUAUGUGCAAGUGAUAAAUGAAAAUGGUAUUUUCUAAAAGCUUUUUCCAAGGUGUUAAACAGCACUUAUUGGUUCAAGCUGUUGCUCCACCUAAAAUAUUGUUGUGCAAGGUUCAUGCAAUAUCUUUGCCAAACUGAGGUUGCCAUGUUCUGGGCCGCAACAAAGUCUUUCACUUCUCUCUGGAAGCUAUUCCCACUCACCACACAUGCUUCCAGAGGGCACUUUUACUGUGUGUUUGCGCAGUUCAACCCCGUAUGUAGACUUGUAUGAAGUUGUGAACGCUAUAUGUGAGUGUUAUAUAUACAUAGUGCUAUUCAUACAUGCUUGUUGACUUCAGCCAAAUAUUUUUUUUUUUUUGCCCAGUGAGAAUAGAUUAAGUAUAAGGGUUCAUUCACUGUUGCCGAUUCAUGUUAAUCGUGCUCUAGCUAUCUUCUUGGGGACUUCAUAAUGGACCGCUAACGUGUGUGCAUGUGCGUGUGUACUGAGCUAGGUGUUGUGCUGUUGUUGUACAUGUGUAUUUCAACCAUGGAAACAGAGAUGCUCCUUAAUUGUUGACCUCCUAGUGAAAGACAGGGAAACAUCCAAGCUAUCUUCAAAAACAUCAUUGUGUUUCCGCUGGAAUUUAACACAUAUGUAUUCUCAAGGCUUUAAAGAAAGACAUCUCAAUUGCUAACAAAUUUCAUUAGAGUCUACCAAUUCUGUUAGGUUGUCCUGUACCUAGAUUUUAAUAAUGACAUAUAUAUAUAUAUAUAUAUAUAUAUAUAUAUGCGUAAGAAACCUAUAGAUGAAACUUGGAAGUGAUACAAUUGGUGGCAUUCUCAAAUGAAGCCGUUUCAGUUUUAAAUUCACAUGGCGGGAAAAUUCAGGGGAAGCAUGCACAAAGCGUUUUAUUUGUCAGUAAAUUCGAAAAGCUUUGCAAACAGGACAGCGAGUUGCUGCAUACCGAACUUUGUCACUUGACAACUUACUGUGCAGCAUUUACACUGUCAUUUAUGCAAAGUAUUUUUAUCCACGGGUAAGUCCACCCAGGUAAAGUGCCUCGUGCAGAUGACACUGGUUAUUGCUCUCUCAAUCCCAAAAAACAGAGAAUAUCGAGGGUGCCUGUGUCUGGUGCUCAAUAUAAUACCAUCAUGGUGCUGGUACAAUUUGACCUCAAAACGUGCAAGAAAAAGCAUUGUUUUCAGGCAGUGUACAAUCAAUAUCAGCAGUGUUGGCAAUCGUUCCCAAAUUACUCAAUCGCAUAUAUACAUCAGCCAUAGCCACAGAGCGUUUGGCGUCAUAUACGGACCUAAUUUACGGCACGUCAGGAAGCACAUUUGACAAGAGGAACUCAGUUACCAAUCAUACAGACAACAGUGAAACUGCACAAUCAGUUAUUUGUUGUAAAUCACCUGGCCGGCGAUAACCAUCACAAAAUGUUAAAGGCUUAGCAGGCACUGCAUCUAAGCAAUCAAGGUAACAGUGUCAGCCUCGUUCCCUUCUGUUGUUGCGUAAACCCUCCAGUCACUGUGCACACAACUGGGCAUGCCAAGAUAGUGCAUCAAAACUAAAAACAGGGGAAAAUCAUUUAAAACGCGUCGCAUGCAUCUUGAAACACCUCUGAUUGGACUUGUACUGUAAGUUCGCAAAAUAUACAUGAAGUGUUUUAGUAAAACAAAGUUGGAAAGUAGACAGCUAGGUGCUUGCUCUUGAUGCCAGCGUGGCAUUGCAAAGCUGUUUCACUUCUAUCAUUCCUUUUUUGCAAUGUUUUACCUGAAGCAUAUUGUUCAAGUCAAGGGACAGGUGCUUUACAAGUGUGCUACACGUGAGAUAGUUGAUGUUCCCAUAUCUGACAUUCCUGUAGAUAGUCCUCACAUAGAGUGCACGUUCUGUAAACUUGACAAAACUCACCUAAGAAAUGAAAACUCUCAAUCUGUUCUGUAGGCGUAUGCUUUUUUGUGAUUCUGAAGCUGCAAGAAAUGUGAUUAAAAGUAAAUUUUUAAUUGAAGGCAUUAAUUGGUGCCUGAAGGGAAUAAGUGGCAAAACAAAACACGCUGUGAAACAAGUUCUCUUAACACACGCCCCCACUGAUCCUGUGUGCUAUCAACAAUCGUGAGUGAAAAAACAAUCUUCUGUAACCGUCGAACAAUCCUCCUCAAAUGCCGCAGUCAUGGCUGUAUCGAAUCAAAACCUCCACAAUCGUUUUGAAGACAUCAGUGUCUAUGCUAACUACUCGGGUACCCAAUCAAUUUGCAACUAAAGUUGCAACUGUCAUUGUAGAGACUAUCAGAGUGUGUCGUAAAGCACGCAAGCUCUGCGAGAAGCGCGUGCUUUACAGGUUGUCUGGUCACAAAGCCCCUCAAAGAAAGCAAUAUAUGUAUACACAAAUGUAUGAAGCCUCCCAGUGUUGUGUGUUGUGCGACCACAUGAGCUUUGAGAGUGCUAAUGUACGCAUGAGUUGUGUCUGCUUCGUGCCCUAGGCACAUUUCUGGCCUGAUGUUAGUGCGUGUGUGACCACGUGCUGGUGUGUGCUGGGUGCAAAACAGGCGUGGGAUGGUACAGCCUCUGAAUUUCUUCUUCACAAUGCUAGAUAGCUCAUAUGUCUAGCACUUCUUUCACCUUGUCAUGUGUCUAUGGUGGUGGUGUGAAUUUGAAGAGUUCCUAUAUUGGAAAUGUUGUUGCUUUACUGGUGACCUUGUUGUAAGUGUGUCUUUGAGAGAUGCUUUGUGUUUGCAUUUGUCGAAUGUUUGCCAUUUAUGUGAAUAUAGUAUCACAACGUUGCUAUUUAGACUUUGACUUGUUGCACUUUGAUAAGGUAAAUGCAAAAUUUAUUGCGUAUUCGAGGCGAUUUGUUCAUAUAGCAGCUACGUGGGCAUGUUAAAAGAAAAAAAACUAGCUCAAUGUUAAAUGACGAGUAAAUGUGCGUUUAUUACUACUAUUUUCGUGUAGAACAUUGUGUUUAACUCGCCAUUCGCAGAUGUGACAGUAGCAUGAACAGUGAAAAGCACAUAAGUGUAUGUUCCCCGCUGCCCUAACGUGCAGAAAAGCUUCGGAGUGAAAUUGUCAUGUCGAAAAGAUUCACCUUAGCGUCCAGUGCAUUAUGUCAUGUUGAAUCCUUGAGUGCCGCGAAGCCACAGCUGUGUGCAAAAGGAAAAGAAGAAGAGCACCUAAUUUGCUGCUUUAAAGUGACAAUUUGUGCAAUGUUGACAGCGUAGUCAACAAGAGUACAUUUUUGCUUGCCAACCAUGUAACCACUGGUGAUGAGUGAUAGCAGGGGCUUUCAUUGUGUACAUUAAGCACGCGACAGUGUGGCAUUCCAACAGAGCUGCUCAUAGCUGUGCAUUACAGAAGAGCGAUGCUACCUAUAAAAUAACAGCCUCACCAUAUUGAGGCAAAAGAAGUUGGCUUCGACAGGGAAAAGGCAAAGCCAGACCUCCUACAGAGUUUAUCCUGCAGGGACAGAGGUGCAACAAUUACAGCAGUAUUUACACCAGACGCCUUUCUCACUCUUUUUCCAAUGAAAGUAAAAUAAUAAAUAAAAAAAAUAUCUCUAGAACCCUUUCUCGCUGGCCUUUGCACCUAGAAUUCUUAACACAUGGAUUGACAGUUCUGCCGAGUCAUUUUAGACAGUGCCGAAGACGGGCACCGACCGGUCAUAGCAGCCGACAAGACGCUCACCCACCCAUAGACGUCGUGUAAACCCCGGCCAUCACCAGGCGGCAUAGUAGGAGUUUCAGCUCCCAUUAUUACAUGACCCAGUCUUUCAUUUACAGUGCCAAGAAGCCCCACUUUUGUGCUCCGCGUCCCUCCAAGCGAACCAAGCAAAGUUUUUUUUCUCGUGCGCCUCCUUGGCGUCUUGGGGGCUGCACGCAGCACCACACGGAGUGUUCCACCACAAAGCUGCAGACCUUAUUUUGAUGGAAUUUCUGAAAGCACGUCCGCUCUGUUGUCAGAGCACACACUGAAGGCAAAUUCCACGGCCUGAUCUCGGGCAACUUUCCCUGCUCCAUGCUGGACAACUUCUUUCCUGCUGGUUCGCUCAGAGUGGAUUGGUGCCUUGCUCUCUUCAUUUUGGACCAACUCAUUCCGCGAUGAAUUGCUCUCUCAUGCUCUGCCACUGAGGCAUGGUUUCAAUCAGAAGUUUCAGAGUGCGUUGAGUCACUUCUGCCAGCUGCCCCCUACAACAUUUACUGUGCUUCAGUGCAGAAGCAUAACAUUUUCCCCUUGAAGAUUUGUGAAGUACUGCAAAGAAUGAUCCAAGCAGUCGCUUGAGGAUUGAGAUAGCUCCUGUAAAACUACCAGCGAAAUCCGUAGUAAAAGAUGUUGCAUCUUCUGAGACAUACUUGCUUUGUAGCAGUACAGUAUGCUCUCUUUAAAACAAUAUCCCUGCUAGGCUGAAUGGCCUGGUGAUCUUUGCUUAGUACCCACAGAUUCAGUAAACUUCCGGUAAGUUGAUCUUGUGAUAAUACGAAAUGAUUUUCAAGACACACUUCAUUGACCAUUUCAUGCACAUAUUUCUUCUGGAAGGAAGUGUGCUCAAAAAUUAUUAUGAGUGUCAUGGAAAAAAAGAUGUGCUUCAGAAAAGACUGAACUAUUUUUUCGAGCAGUUGUGAAAGAAAUGUAUGUCUUGGAAGGUGUCAACUUUGUAGGUUGUAGGAUAUAUGGCUAUUCGGGAAGAGCACAAAUGUAAGUCAUCAGUCCAUAGGCAUAGUAAACAGCAUAUCUGGUCGCUAUUCAUUAUAUGGUCUGGUUAAAUUCAAUUUAUGUUUGUACCCAGGCAUGCCAUCACAGCCAGUAAGUGAGGGUUCUCUAACAGACUUAACCUUCUCACUAAUAGAUUCUGUUCAAGCAAAACCACAAUUGAUCUGCUAUUGUGGGCACUGGAACGCAGCUACUCAGUGGAUUAAGGAAUCUUAGGAUAAUAGACAAGUAAUCGAAAAGUGUACUUUAAAGUGACAGAUGCACCAACAUGAAUGUUCUUCUGUGAAAUAGUCACAAAAUUCUUGAGCAUUUUCCACCUCUGGUACAAGUUCCAACUGAUGCCUUUUGCUAAAGCCAAUUGGCAGGUAAAGAUGAGAAGCAAUGCUACCGUGUACUGCAGAGAACUAUUUCGAUGAUGUUCCCAGUGUGCAUAUAUUUGAGUAAAUAAGAGAGUGAAAGAACAGUGCAGCAUUUUAUCACUCCAUGCCUAUCCUUUAUUUCCGUAUGCACUGUCGACAGCAUUUUAAUGAAGGGUUACCAAAACUUGCCUCAGCUUUUACAUUUGCAGAGAACUAGCUUUGUUUUAUUCUCACUUGUGAAUGACAGGCUGUGGAACAUUGUGCAUGACUUUGCAGAUUCAGCAUGCAGCAUAGAAGUUCGCUGGUAAAUAUGAGUAUCCUUGCUGAUGAUUGAAACAAUGUGACAAAGAAAAAAAUUACUAGAAAAAUUGACCGGUUGCCAUGCAAAAUGAGGUACCAGCGUACGUGGUGAGACACUCCACACAACAAAGUGAUAGAAACAUGGGCUUUCAGAGUGAAAAUAAAAAAUAAAGAAGCUGCCUGCCAGUAUAGCAGCGUAGUUUGACAAGUAGUGCAGUUGAGCUAGAGUGUGGCGAUACAUAAGGAUGUCUUUCAAGUUGCCCUCACACCACAUGGAGGCAAGAGUUUGUUCUUGAGGUGCCAGAGCUUGUUUUCUUGUGGUGCUAGACCAUCUGGUCUGGUGCUGGUUUAGUGUUGAGAGAAUGCAUGCAUCAUGAGACUUACUGUUGGUGCUUUGGAAAUCUGUUUCUUGCUUUCCGGUUUGGUCUGUAGGUACUCCAAGUCACUGCCCCAUGUCCCUGAAGUUGUGUCACUGACACUGCCGUUUGCAGACGUUUUGUCUCUUGAAGAGAGACCAACCCACUGGAAGAAUUUUACAAAUUCACGAAUUCGGCUGUACGACUAAACAAGCAUGCACGCAGAAGAAAUGUGUUUUCUUGCGGCGUUUUCAGAGCAGUUGAAGCCACAUGCCAUUUUUCCCUGAACAACCAUUUCACCUUUUGCAACAACAAGCACCCCACCUCAAGAACAAUCCCAAGCUUCUAAAGGAAAGCGAAUUUUCAAAGAAAAAAUGAAGUUAAACAAUGUAUCUUGCAGUGCUCGGUGGUGCAUGUCGAUAGUUGGGCAUUAUUCCACAAGCCAGAUGUAGAAAACAUUGAAAUGUCUGUGUCUUGCUUUUUUCCUUGUUUGAAAUGUACAAAAGAAAUGUCUAAAUAAAAAUGGAGAGCAUAAAUCCUUUUGUUUUUGAAA